AUGCUCAUGUUGCUUCAGAUGGUGAGGUUCAAGAAUAGAGGUGCUGGCGGCAAAGGUGUGUGGGGAAAGCUGGGAUCAGAACUUGAAGAGGCAGACGUCGACAUGAAUGAUCCCAAUUAUGACAGUGACUCUCUUGAAAAUGGUGACAUUGAGCUUAAGACCAUCAUUCCUGAAAUGUCGGAGGAGGAUAUUCAAAAGAGCGUGGAACCUAUCCUUCUUGAAUAUUUUGAACAUGGUGACACUCAGGAAGCAGCCCUUGCCUUUGAAGAGCUCACUUGUGGUACCAAGAGGUUUAUGAUACCUAUGCUGGCUGUGGAAAUUGCAUUGGAACACAAGCCAUCACAUCGUGAAAUGACCUCUGUUCUCAUUUCAGACCUAUAUGGGCGUGUAGUUUUGCAAAGAGACAUCGCGAAAGCUUUUGACACUCUAUUGAAGAAUUUGCCUGAUCUCAUAUUGGACACUCCAGAAGCACCCACAGUUUUGGGGAACUUCAUUGCUCGAGCAGUUGCUGAUGACUGCUUGCCUCCAAAAUAUGUUCAAAGUUAUAAGGACAAGCAGAAAGAUAGAGGAGAAGAUGAGUGUGAUUAUGCAAGGGAGGCUUUGGCUCGAGCAGAUACUCUCCUCUCAAUGAAGCAUGGUCUGGUAAGAUUAGACAAUGUGUGGGGAGUUGGUGGUGGACUACGACCUGUGAAGUACCUGACCCGCCAGAUGACCUUAUUAUUAAAAGAAUAUUUGUCCUCUGGUGAUUUGCAUGAAGCGGAGAGGUGUUUGCAAGAUUUGGAAGUUCCUCAUUUUCAUCAUGAGCUGGUUUAUGAGGCUGUUGUAAUGACUAUUGAAGCAAUUAAUGGUCAUACUGAAGAGAUGAUGUGUAAAUUACUGAAAUCAUUUUAUGCUGCAAUCAUUAUAACUCCAGAUCAGUUGGAAAGGGGCUUUCUUAGAGUGUAUGAAGAUAUGCCUGAUAUUUGCGUUGAUGUUCCUUUGGCCUAUACAGUUCUAGAAAGAUUUGUUGAUCGUUGUCAGAAAGGUGGUUUCUUAACUGAUGAAGUGAUAAAGAGAUUGCCAUCCAGAGGGCGUAAACGCUUUGUGUCUGAAGGAGAUGGUGGCCGUGUGAAGACCCUUGAUUACGUGUGAAAUGUGGUAGGAACCCUGUGGAGAUCUUCAUUUCCCUAUUUCUCGGCCAGCUUUUGCAUUGUAUCAGCUUGGACAGGUAUCUGGAGGUCCUCAUAGUGUAAGAUGAAACUGUGUGAAAGUUUUGUAAAUUACAUAUUAUGUACGAGAGGUCUCAAAACACAUUUCUUGAUUGUCAUUUUUGAAGUAAAUAUGUUCUCAUAUCUUCUGUUUCUAUUUUUCCACUAGCAUUGUUUCUAAAAUAUAAAUAUUUUGACUUUGCAUUUAUUUCUACUAAAGAGGUCAUUGUACAUAGUAAAGUAAGAUUCUGUAAUAUACAGUGAAUUUACUAGCAAAAAAAGAAAUGUUGGUGUGAUGAGUCAUGAGUUUGUAGCUUUUCUUUGUAUUUUUGUUUAUUUUGUGAUGCCUUUUAAUAUGGUUUGUGCAAGGUGGUUAUUAGCUUAUGAAGAUUUUCAAUGCCAUAAACAUAUCUAAAAUAAUUUUACCUUGCAUCUAAAAUUUGAAUUUCUGAUACAUUAUGUUGAACUUAGCACAAAGUGGGUUGCUCUGAAGGAGGUAGUCAAAGAAUACUGCUUAAAGCAGAUUCAUCACUUGGAAGUUGUCCAUGUCAGAGCUAAGAAUUGUGUUAAUAUUCCUGAUUCUUGUAAGUUGAGAAACUAAAACUAAAUAUGGUACAUGCAAGAGAUUCUCCCUUUCCUGUAACUGGGUUGCAUUUGAUGUAGAUUUAGAAUGUGCAAUGCAGGUACUAUCUAUAGAGAGAAAUACAUGAUCUUGUUGUCAUAGACAGAUGAAUUCUUGUCCUUUAACUUGGAAACACGAGUUCUUUGGAAAUAAAUCUCUGGAAACCUUCAAUUUUCUUUCAAAGCAAUUGAUAGUUAGAAUUUACAAUAGCAUUUUGUGCAUUGGUUCUGAGACAUCAGAGACCAUAUAUGGAAUCGAGUGUAUUUUAUUAAACUAUUUUCAGAAAUGUGCAGUGCAGUAUAUUUUCUAAGUAUAUUUGAACCUGUAUUUUAUUAAAAUUUACUUCAUGUGUUUCUAUUUUUUCUCUUCUUUAUUUAAAUUUGGAAUUAAAAAACUACUGAAUCAUAUUCUCAAAGGUCAGUGUUAGUGCCCAUAAUUUUUUCAGGUUGGCUUAAGGUAUAUUCAAUGUUGCAUAUUGCUUGCAAAGAUUGCUGGAAAUAUUGUUGUUGAUAAUACAUUAGUUUGGGAAAAGGGCAGGAGAAUCAGGAAACAUUUUGUCAUCAAAGAAUUACCACUAUUUACAUGAUUCAUGUUUAUACGAAAUGAAAAUUAUGGAAUCCUUAAAUUCUCUGACAUUAGAUCUUAAUUGUAUGAUCUAGUUGGUGUAUUUGUGAUGGCUGAGCAUUCUUAGAAGCACUAAUGCUCUUUUGUAAAUUUCGCACUUUUGAACUUGAAAUUGCUUAUACAUUUUGUAUUUGCUAGAAUUUUUUAAAUCUCUCUAGAGAUAGUCACAUUUCCUUAUGUUAAAUUGAUAGUGUUCUCAAUGGUGUACAUGUGAAGAAUGUUGGUAAGUCACUGCUUCAAAGAAAAAACAAAAAAAGUACAAAUAAUGUAAAACCAAAUAAAGUUAAUUAGAUGUCACUGAGGGUGUCUAGUAUUUGUACUUUUACUGCAGUUAAGGAUUGUUCAUUUAGUAUUAAGAUUAAAGGGUUUACGGUAUUUCUUUGAAGUCGUUUAUUUUACAUUUGGCAUAACAUAACAAAACAGUGUUGUAUGUAUUACAUUGAAUUUCACAUAAUGCUGGAUACUCUGCAGUGUACCUUGUUCUCAUUGAAAUUUAGUUUUGGUUAAGGAUGUGAUGUUAAAUGCAAAUACUGCCAAUGAUCAGUAAUGGAGUAAUGUCAUUGUAGCAUGGUCCAAGGACAUCUCCUCUUUAUUCAAUAAAGGGAUCAUGCAUUCAACAAGUUUGUUUUAUUAUUAAUUUGCUCCUGUAUGUAUUUUAUAUUGCAGUGUACAAAUAAUUACCCAUUGUAAGAAUGUUGUACCUUUUCAACUUCAAAAUGAGACCAAACACAUUCGUAUUGAGAACAAAUCUUUCACUCAUUC
Molecule: messenger RNA, 3195 nt
Organism: Gryllus bimaculatus (two-spotted cricket)
Lineage: Eukaryota; Metazoa; Arthropoda; Insecta; Orthoptera; Gryllidae
Source: the annotation of a GenBank genome assembly